AAAGAAGAUUACGAGAAAGACCUGUAUCACGACGAGGAAUUAAUGGCUUCACUUAUGGUCCGCACUGAUAAUGGCAUCAGAGCGAGGAAAGGAGCUCAAGCAGAACAUACUACCCUGAAAUACACAUUGUGCAAGACUACGCACAUGCUAAAGUAUUUGGAUUUAGGAAGACCGACAUCACCACGUACUUCGCCGUUCUCUGCAAUGCCAUCAAUGUGAGAUACAAAAGAAACCGGUCACUAAAGAUACAGCUCCGGAUUGUAGCAAUCACUAUGUCAACACAGGUUGAGGAAUAUUUUGUCUAUGCAGAUCGGGACCGCAAGCAAAUUUUAGACGAAGAAACGCUCGAAAAGUUUUAUUUACAUUAUCAAGGUUACGCUGAGUACAUUGCGGCUGACUUGACAUUUUUAGUGACCGGACUGGAUAUGGUCUUCUACGAAAAUCAAGUUCUCCAGACCUGGGUGGGAGGGUACUCGUAUGUUGGUGGAUUUUGCCAAACCAGUAAAGUAGGAAUGUGCGAGGACCCUCCUGGCAGCUAUUUUGGUGCCUCGGUAUUCGCACACGAAAUUGGACACUCCCUAGGCUGUGCUCACGACGGAAGCUCAAGCAUACCAGAGUUGCCCGGACAUAAAGGCUCAGUGAACUGCCCAUGGUCAGAUGGUUUUAUGAUGAGCUACGAGAAAAAAAAUGAGAACCAGUACAAGUUUUCGCAGUGUUGCAUUGAUGACAUCAAGAACCUGCUCAGACAGCCUGGGUGGAGCUGCCUGAUGACGAGACAACGUAAAUCCAUCAAACGACAAGGUCUUCCAGGCAAUUAUAUCUCGGGCAAGGAGUACUGCCGAAGAUGCUACCCAACGUUACUCGAUAUGGAGUACAACCAGCAAUAUGGGAUUGUAGACUGCAAAGUACGCUGCGAAGAUUCUAGGAAUUACUACCUAGUUGGCGUGCCCGACGGUACUCCGUGUGAUAAGAAACGAAGAGGAAAGAAGCGAUGUGUUCUAGCAAAAUGCGUCAGAAUGAAGAAAUAACGACGUUUGAGAAAAGUCCCACUUCUGCAUUGUCUCCUGAAGUACAUUGGCUUACAGUAAUUCAUGAAGAUGAUGCGACAGAAAAUGACCUAAAGCAGAUAGUUUUUUUAUUAUACUGUAAAAUAAACAUUUUGUUUGUAAACCAUGA
Rhipicephalus sanguineus (brown dog tick) is the source of this 1176-nucleotide messenger RNA. Its product is annotated as venom metalloproteinase antarease-like TtrivMP_A. Gene Ontology annotation, molecular function: metalloendopeptidase activity. Gene Ontology annotation, biological process: proteolysis. NCBI's taxonomy places the organism in Eukaryota, Metazoa, Arthropoda, Arachnida, Ixodida, Ixodidae. The record is from RefSeq and is a predicted model, not a curated record.